AUGAAUGUGAAGGAAGCAAGAGAUGUUCUUAAAACCGUAAAGCAAGCCGCAGAUGCUGCCAAAGGAUCUGCCGAAGAGGUCUACCAGAAGGCUGCAACAUCUAAGAAUGAUUCAGAAGAGGCGUCAAAGGCUGUGACGGCUGCGAAAACUGCGGCUGAUGAGCUGAAAGAGGCUGUUGCAGCUGGAGUUGAUGAUGGAAAGGCUGCUGAUGUUAAGAAAAAAGCUCAGAAUGCCAUGACAACAUCUAGUUCAGCAAAGCAACUUCUUCUUAAAUUGUCAGCAAGCUCGAAUGGCGUAAUGAACGAAGCGACUGCAGCAGUUGCGAGUGUUAUGUCGGUUAUCAAUGAAGCUCAAAAAGUAGUGAAGUUGCCCGAUAGUCCACUCGCAGAGCAUGCAAAUACAGUGUCUAAACACGCAGAGACCACCCAUGCAGCGUUGCUGAGCGCCUCGAGUAAUGCCAGUUCGUCGUCGGAGGAGUCAAUGAAGGCUCAGAAGAGCGCAGCGGAGGCAGAGAAACACGCUCAGGACGCAGUGAACGAUGCUGCCAUGGUGGCGAGUGCGAGCAGGGAGACGGAAGAUGCCUUAAGAAUAGGCACCAAUAAAGCAAAUCUCAAGAAGUACGCUCAUGAUGCACCACCAAGUGUCACCGCAAUGGUGGAACAAGCCGAACGUGCGAAUAAACAAGCCACAGCUGCACUGGAGAACGCCAACAAGGCGGUUGAAGCCGCUGGAAGAAUGGUGGAGGCUGCAGAAGCCGCCGAAGCUGCUGCUGAUGAAGCUGUGAAGCAGACUAAAAAGGGAGUUAUUUCACCACGUACCCCUCAGACAACCAUUGAUUCACAACUGCCGCAGACUAAGCAGGACAACGGGCAUCCUUCUGGCAUCGCAGUGAAUCAUGCAAGUAACGAAGGUGAUGCUGCUGAUUUAAUAAAUGAUGGACUUGCUUUAAGACAACGUCAAGGUGUACCAAAAGAUAAGAAAGAAGUGGAAGUACCUAACAAUACUCCAGUUUCACCUGCUUCUCAAGCACCGGCAGGAAGAAAGGACAACACCCAAACACUUCCCCCUGCAGCGCUACCCAACGCAGCCGAUGCACAAGCCCCGCCAGCCGGUGAGUCACAGACAGCCGCCGUGCCUAAUGGUCUUUCUUCAACCGAACCCACUGAAGCCACCACAACGUCUAAUGAACACACUGGGGAGACAUCCUCUCCAGCCAGCGAUGCGCCUGAGUCUCCGCUGCUUCCAUCGAGCAGCGUUGUGAGUGCCGCGAUGGGUGGGAGUGGCAGCACAGACGGCAGCGGCAGCGCAGGAUGGAUGUGUGCGCCGUCACUGCUGUUGCUGUUGGGUGCAUUGAUUGGCUGCUCGGUUUUCUGA
Trypanosoma grayi is the source of this 1374-nucleotide messenger RNA. RefSeq lists its product as hypothetical. Lineage: Eukaryota; Euglenozoa; Kinetoplastea; Trypanosomatida; Trypanosomatidae. The coding region runs from base 1 to 1374 and encodes 457 amino acids. The record is from RefSeq and is a predicted model, not a curated record. The transcript has a single exon.